AAAUCUCAUAAUUUAUCUGACCACGCCAGGCAUGGCUGUGCCUAUCAAUCGCCAUUAUUGUCUCCCCUACUCAUUUAUCAUGCCAAUUCCUUUCGAUAAAUAUAUGAUUAUAUACCACGCAGGCCAUAUUUAUUCAAAUUCAUUUUUAUAUAAUAAAUAAUUAAAAAUUUUAAAUUCAUAAUCCCAUUCCGAUAACCGGAUAAGGAGCUGCGUUGGGCCGAGCUGAGACGAGACGAGACGAGAAGUUAAAGGUUGGUUAAUGGAAUAGUUGUCGCCGGACCACCGCUUCAGCGGUCAUUUAUGACAUUUACUUCUUUGCCACUUGGGUCUCGUGGAGAUACGCCGUCCUUGCGCUCUUCUUCCCUGCUGCUACUACUCCCACUACUCUACGCCCUAUGCGCUCUAUCCUCCUCAUCAAAGCUCAACCACCAAUGCCUGAUUCGCGCUAGGGUUAGGGCUCCUUUUUUCAAACUUCGCGAAUUUCGAAGACGAACGCGACGAGCUUCGUUUCCUCAAAUUUUGCCGGGUCCGUAGCUUGAAGAAAGUGUGUUUGUGAACUCUGUGUGGAAGGUGCUGCAUUGUUGUAAAUAGUGGGUGUUGAAAUAUGAAUUUUUGGGGGUUCUGAAAGUGCCUUACUUUGAAACAAUGGAUGGGCGAAGGCAUUCUGUUGAUAUCCCCAUCUCGAAAACCUUGGUAGCACUUAGGAGGGUGAGGUCACUUAGGGAUCCAUCAACUAAUUCCAUAAGCAAAUUUUCUGCUUUGGUUGACAAUUUGAAUUGGGACACCAACUCGAAUAAUGCUUUUGCUCUAGGAUUUGGAAACGGUUGGGAAGAAGACGGGAUUGCUAAUGAUCUUGUUUCAGGUUCAAAUGAUUUAGCCUUGAAUGGUCAAAGGGAGGGAAAUGUUGGUGAACACUUGCGUAAUGGUUUCACAAACCCCUAUUCUUUGCAUGAUAGAUCAACUUGGGUUGCCAACAUAGGGUCUGCGCCUGUAAGGACCAGAAAUGUUACUGAUUUGGGUCAUUGUGGGUCAAAUCAGGAAACCAUUUAUGAAAGCAAAUCAUUGAGGGAAAGAUAUUGCAAUCACCGUAGAGACAAAGAAUUGCACUUGACAUGCGCCACACCUUCCAGUGAUUGUCUGGAAGGGGUAGGUUCAUGCAAUGAACCAAUUGAAGGAUCGUUGCAGGCAAGAAGUUUAGGUCAUAAUGCAUCAAAUGGAAUAACCAGACAACAAAAGCAAGUUAGAUCAUCUAGAGCAGCAAUAGGUGAUAUUGUGAGUCAUGUUGGCAGCCCCUGCUUUUCUAUAACUGAUGCUUUGGAAGGCUCUAGUCAUGGCACAUCAUUGUUUGGAAAUGAAGAUGUUGAUGUUGUAGACCUUGAUCGCCAUGGAUGCAUAAUAAGCUGCUGUUGGUCAGGAACUCCGAGAUUUAAAGAAUCAAAUCUCCUUUCUAAUAUGGAAGGCCAACCACUGCUAUCAGGGGGAGGAGGUGAAAUGCUUCUAUCUGGAAAAAGGAAGAACUGGAAGCACACAAAUAGUGAAAAUGCUCCAAAUUUGGAGAGUCCCCAGAGUAUCAGUCAGAAGUUUAGGCCAAAAUCUUUCUGUGAAUUAGUGGGUCAAAAUGUAGUAGCAAGGUCUCUCCUGAUUUCCAUAUCAAAUGCAAGGAUAAGUUCCUUUUAUCUUUUUCACGGGCCCCGUGGGACAGGUAAGACUUCUGCCUCAAGGAUUUUUGCUGCAGCAUUGAACUGUCUCUCACUUGAGGAGAAUAGGCCCUGUGGGGUGUGCAGAGAAUGUAUUAUAUUCUUCUCUGGAAGAAGCCGAGAUGUCAAGGAAGUGGAUUCGGUGAGAAUCAACCUGAAGGAUAGGGUCAAAUCUCUUAUAAAGAAUGCUAGCAUCCCCACAAUCACCUCAAGAUUUAAGGUCUUUAUCAUUGAUGAGUGCCACUUAUUACAAGGAGAAACAUGGGAAACAGUUUUGAAUAACCUGGAAGACCUUCCUCGACAUGUUGUCUUUGUAAUGAAUACUCCUGACCUUGACAAGCUGCCACGACGUGCAGUGUCAUGGGCCCAAAAGUACCAUUUUCCGAAGGUAAAAGAAUCUGAUAUUGCAAACAGAUUAGUCAAAAUCUGUGUGGAAGAAGGAUUUGAGUUUGAGCAGGUUGCUUUAGAUUUCAUUGCUACAAAGUCUAAUGGUUCAGUUCGGGAUGCAGAAAUGACACUUGAGCAACUGAGUUUGCUUGGGAAAAGGAUAUCUAUGCAAUUGGUAUAUGAAAUGAUUGGAAUUGUUUCUGAUGAUGAGCUGCUAGACUUACUGGAUCUAGCUUUGUCAUCUGAUAGUUCAAGUACUGUUAAGAGGGCCAGGGAGCUAAUGAGAUCAAGGAUAGACCCUAUGCAACUGAUAUCUCAACUAGCAAAUGUCAUAAUGGACAUUCUUGCUGGAAAAUGUCAGGAAGGUUCUUCUGAAGUCAGACGAAAGUUUUUCAGCAGAUACACUUCUGAAGCAAGCCUGAAGCAACUGAAUCACGCACUAAAGAUACUUUCUGAAACUGAGAAACAAUUAAGGACAUCUAAAAGUCAGACAACAUGGCUUACUGUUGCUCUUUUACAGUUAAGUUCAUUAGGAAGUUCUUUCUUGGAGGCAAAUGAUCUGAUAUGUGAUCGAACAGUACACCCAAGAGAUGGUGAUUUUGGCAGUGGAUCAGCUACGAGUGAGAGCUUGAAGCAUCAAGUGACUUGUGCAUGUCAUGAUAAUGAAUCAAUUAAAUUGGGGUUCCAGGACACAAAAGAGACAUUAGAAUCCACAUGGAAGAGAGCUAUAGCAAUAUGCCAAUCCAACUCCCUUAAAAACUUCUUAAUGAAACAUGGAAAGUUGUCUUCUAUGUGUUUUGAUCGAGGUCUUGCAGUCAUUGAAUUGGAAUUUCAUCACUCCGACUAUGUAAACAAGGCUGAGAGAUCAUGGAAAUUAAUUGCCAAUGCACUUCAGUCUGUAUUGGGUUGUAAUGUAGAGAUAAGGAUCAAUCUCGUGCGCUGUGCUUCUCUGACAAAACAUACCAAAAUGAAGAAGCAAUCCUUCCUGCUGUUUUGUUGUUACGGCAGGUUGUGCCAAGUGCCACAAUCCACCACUGGACAUGGAAGUGACCCAUCGGAUAAUUCUGAUCUUACCGGUGAAAAAUCCAUUAUGAGAGACAAUAUUGAGAGUUGUUCCUCCAACUGGGGGUCUCAAUUCUCGAAUAAUUGCUGUCUGACAAAAGAAGUGGCCAGCACUCUAAGAAACAAAGAUGGAAAUGCGCUAAGCAUUGGAAUGACAAUGCCCCACGUGUUGCCACCAGAUAAUAUUCCCAGCCAUGCUUUAGCUGCUGAGUACUCAAAAGAAGAAAAAUACAACUGCAGAUGCCAGGCUAUAUCUGAGGUAGGGAAACAGCCAAGCUGUUUCUCCAGAGCCAUGAAACUUCGUAAAAAGGCACCAUCAUCAGAAACUUCUCGGAGUAACUGUGUAACGUUCCAACCAGAAUGCGGCCCAGUAUCUUCUAUACCUGGAACUGGAAAGCCUUCUACUGAUGAUUAUUUUUGUGCCAAUGGUCAUCAAAGUAAAUGCCCUGGAGCUGAGGAUGGCAGACCACGGGAGGACUUGAAGAUUCACUGUUGGAAAACCCCCUCAUUUCCCUUUAGGAAGGCUUUGCAUCCAAGCCAUCAGCAACAAAGAGGACACAUGUUAGACUGCGGUCUACCUUGUGCAGCUGCCAAAUAGUUGGAUGUAUUUCUAUGGAAACCUUGUGAUUAUAGCAUAGGGUACUUCAAAAAAAUCAUCUUCUUGCGCAUUAGAAAUUCAGCAGUAUUAUGUAGUUGCCUCUCAUUAUUUGUGAAUUUACUUUGUAUAGCUUACAGGGAUGAACCUCAAUGUCAUGAAACAUGCCCUUCUCAAGCAUCAAGAAGCAGGGCAGGCCCUUGAGGAAAUGUUAUUCAGAUUAUUAUUUUGAUUGUCAAAAACAAUUGUGUUUCUUGA
Molecule: messenger RNA, 3999 nt
Organism: Diospyros lotus (date-plum)
Lineage: Eukaryota; Viridiplantae; Streptophyta; Magnoliopsida; Ericales; Ebenaceae
Product: protein STICHEL-like 2
Exons: 9
Coding region: 646-3744 (1032 amino acids)
Biological process (GO): DNA-templated DNA replication; DNA repair
Cellular component (GO): DNA replication factor C complex; DNA polymerase III complex; nucleus
Molecular function (GO): ATP binding; ATP hydrolysis activity; DNA-directed DNA polymerase activity
Source: RefSeq, a predicted model, not a curated record